Molecule: messenger RNA, 3364 nt
Organism: Stegostoma tigrinum
Lineage: Eukaryota; Metazoa; Chordata; Chondrichthyes; Orectolobiformes; Stegostomatidae
Product: fibronectin type III domain-containing protein 7-like
Exons: 13
Coding region: 47-2785 (912 amino acids)
Molecular function (GO): protein binding
Source: RefSeq, a predicted model, not a curated record
UGUGUAUUGUGGACUCAACUACUAUAUAACUGUACAGGCAAUCCGCAUGGAGUGUAACAGCUCCCAGAGCUCUGCUGUUACAAUUAAAACAGUGCCAUGUGCCCCACAGAAUGUUGAUGCUCAUGUGAACUGUGCUGCUGGACAUACGUCAGUCUCAUGGGAGUUAAGUGAAGGUGCAAUUUCAUACAUUGCGACUGCAGAAGGAAGCAAUGUCCAGCAAUGCAGCGCUAAUCAAACAAUGUGUGACAUCACUGACCUGAGCUGUGGAGAGACCUACACCAUCACAGUCCGUGCACACGAUGACUAUUGUGACUCUGCUGAAAGCCGUUCUGUUACAAUGAAAACAGUAUCGUGCAUCCCACAGAAUCUCAACACGCAGUUGGAUUGUAACACAAAUGAUGCUUCUGUUUCGUGGGCCGACACUAAAGGUGCAGUGUCAUACACUGCAACUGCAGAAGCAAGUGACGGACACACAGCAUCAUGUGAUACAGCCAGCAGACAGUGUCAAAUAACCAAUCUACACUGUGGGCAAAUGUACAAUGUAACUCUCACUGCACUGGAUGGUGUAUGUGACUCUUCAGCAAGCUCUGUAUUGAAAUUCAAUACUGCCCCAUGUGGACCUCAGAACAUUGACACCGAACUAAACUGUGAGACCAAGAAUACAAUGGUGAGCUGGGAGAAGCGUGAGGGUGCGCUGUGGUAUGUUCUAUUCGCAGAUGGAGAUGAUGGACAUGUAACACAGUGUAAUACAACAGAGACAAGCUGUGAAUUCAUGGAUCUGCACUGCAGUCAAAUGUACUUGAUCACUGUCACAGCCAUGGAUGGUUCUUGUCAGAGUGUAAACACUUCCAUCAUUGAAACUGAAACAGCACCUUGCCCCCCUCAGAAUGUACAAGCUGAUAUUGAUGCUGUCACAGCCUCUGUAACAUGGGAACCGAGUAAUCUCACAGUCUCGUACACUGCAACAGCAGAGGGGAGUGAUGGACACACAGCCACCUGCAGUACAUCUGAAACAAACUGUGUCAUCCCAGAUCUCCACUGCAGCCAAAUGUAUAACAUCUCUGUUCUUGCAUUUGGUGAAAACUGUAGCAGUAUUCAAAGCUCCAGUUAUGCAAUUUGGACAGCUCCAUGUGCCCCUGAUGAAGUCAUUGUGAAUGUGGACUGUAAUUCUAAUAGAGCAGUGGUAUCAUGGGGUCGGACUGAUGGAGCAGUCUCUUACGAGGUAACUGCAGAAGGCAGUGAUGGACAUAAUCACUCAUACAACACAACAGAGACACGCUAUGAAAUUCUGGAUUUACACUGUGGACAGUCCUAUAACAUAACUGUAACCACAUUGAGUUACAGUCGGAAUGGCUUUUCAAGUACUUCGGUACAAACCCAAACUGCACCGUGUAUUCCUGAGAAUCUAAAAGCUGAGCUGAAUUGUGAUUCAAAUGCUGUGUCCUUCUCAUGGGUUGAUGCAGAGGGAGCAAAGUUUUACAUUGUGACUGCUCAAGACAGUCAAAGGGUCACCACUUUACUCAACACCAGUGAUACAAAGGCUCAAAUCCCAAACCUGCAGUGUGGUGAAUAUUACACAAUCUCUGUUCUAGCAGUGGACAACUUCUGCAAAAGCCCCCGGAGUGCAGUGGCAAAUGUACAUGCAGCACCAUGCACUUCAGAGAUAAUUUCUGCCUAUGUGGACUGUGAUGCUAAUACUGCAAUGGUAUCAUGGGAACUGAACAAUGGGAGCAAUUUCUAUAUUGCAACUGCAGCGGGAAUUGAGGGAGAUACACAUUCAUGCAGUGCAAGAGAUGAAACCUGUGAAAUCUUUGACUUGCAAUGUGGGCAGUUGUACAACCUAACAGUAGUGGCCGUUAAUGAGAUGUGUAACAGUUCUGAAAGUUCAGCAAAGUACUUGCAAGCAGUACCAUGUCCUCCAGAAUAUCUUGAGGCCAGUGUGGACUGUGCAAAUGACUCAAUGUUACUAUCAUGGGGUCAUAGUGAUACCGCAAUAUCAUACAUGGCAUUUGUAAAUGCCAGUGAUGAAGAUCUACUUUAUUGUGACACAACAAACACAAGCUGUUACAUUCAAAACCUGAGGUGUGCCACCAAGUAUAACAUAUCUGUUUAUGCUUUUGAUGGAAUUUGCACAAGUAUGCUGAAUUCUUCUUAUGAAGUUGGUACAGUCCCAUGCAUACCAGAAGGCAUUCAAGUUAUACUAAGCCCGGCCAGUAAUGGUGUGCAAGACAUAGACGUCUCCUGGAAAAUCAGUCACUGUGCUGAAGAGUAUCAAGUAGAUGUAGAGGGACAAAUUGAAGGAGAUCCAUUUUCUUUAUAUAGCUUACGUUCAUAUUGGACAGCAAGAACUUUCUUCCAAUUCCCAAUUCCUUGCAGUUCCACAUACAAUAUUUCUGUCACUGCAAGAAAUCCCACAGGAAUCAGCAGUCCAAGCAAUCCUUUAACUGGUUAUACUGUUCCUUGCUCUCCAAGCAACCUUACUACUUCUCUGGAAAAUGACACACUAAACAUCUCGUGGACAGAGUCAGUUAAUGCUACAAAAUAUAUUGUGUAUGCAGUUUCUAAUUCAGAAAGGAGUGAGCUAUGUAGAACAACGUCACUCUUUUGUAAAACUCCAAAUGUCCAGAAAGAUACAAUUGAAAUUGUUGCUUUAAAUUCUGCUGGUGAAAGUGAAACCCUCGAAGUUAGUUUCUUGCAAGCAAAAAUGAAAACAGAUUCCCCCAAUGAUCCUUUCCCUCCAACAUUUGUACAAGAUUCUUCUUCCCCUCCAGAAGUAUUUUAUUAGAACUGAUACUCAGCACAAGCAAAAUAGCUCCCAGAAGAGGGUGUGAAGCAUUUUAUAGACAUAACUAAGAACAUGCAACAGAUCUAGGUUGAAUUCGUUACAAUGAUUACAUCUAUUUAUCUGGUCUUUCAUUUGAAACACUAUUCUUAUAGUGUCUGCAAAAACAAAAGAAUUCCAUUAAAUGUAAGAAACACUUUUUUUUAACAUGAUAAGUGGAAAUGUUGAAUUCUGAUCUUACAUUUUUGAUGAAAAUCUCAUCACAUAUUGCUUAGCUACAGUAAAUUAUCUGUCUGUCACAAUGAUCAUUUACUAGCCAAGUCUAGUAAAUGUAGUUAUAUAGAAUACUAUAAAAAAUUUUAACAUGCUUGAUUGUUUGUCUCUUGGAGGCAUGAUAAUAGUUUCCUUGUGAAAGACAUGCUAUUGAAAAUUGCAAGUGCUCAGUAGACAUUCUAUUACAUUUUCUAUACAUAUUUCUAAUAUAUUUUAUUUUGUGAUGUUUCUGUCAUGAUUACUGUUUUAUACCUAUGUGAUAUAAGAUUAAGCAAAUAGAAUGAUUUUCUUUGAACUUUUGGGAUACAA